Neoarthrinium moseri is the source of this 1752-nucleotide messenger RNA. RefSeq lists its product as uncharacterized. The transcript is spliced from 2 exons. Gene Ontology annotation, biological process: triglyceride catabolic process. NCBI's taxonomy places the organism in Eukaryota, Fungi, Ascomycota, Sordariomycetes, Amphisphaeriales, Apiosporaceae. The coding region runs from base 1 to 1752 and encodes 583 amino acids. The record is from RefSeq and is a predicted model, not a curated record. Gene Ontology annotation, molecular function: triacylglycerol lipase activity.
AUGUUUGAAUGGGCAGUCAUAGGAGACUCUUGGGCAUCCGGUGUUGCUUACAAUUCCAGUAACAUAUAUGGCCCACUUGACAGAGAGGAAUGCUAUCGCACUAAGGAAGCCUGGGGUGCUCAAAUGAACAACGACGACUCUUGGGUCGAUAGGAAAUACCGAGCUUUUGGCUUCGCAGCCUGCGGCGGUACUUUGAUGAACGACCUCAAACGUCAGAUGCAACAAAGAGCAGGGCGACCUCAAGUUGUUUGGGGUAUGUUUGGUGGAAACAAUGCCCAUUUUGGCGCCAUCGCUCGAGCAUGUAUAUAUCAACCGUACUCACCAGAACAUCCUUUCGGCUGGGGGCCGCCAUGGGACGAGGACCCGGACGAUAAGGGUCUCUGCAAACAGAACAUCAAAGCCGCAGACGAUUACAUUCACAAUGGUAGAUUUCGAAAAGAGCUAGUAGGCGCCUUGAACGACAUAUUUUCGGUUUCACAGACCGAAGACCAUAAGAAAAGUCAAUUCGAUCUGUAUCUUAGCUCCUAUGUUCAGUUCUUUGACGCUACAACCGACGAGUGCGACCAGUGGAGUUUUGCACACGACCGAGUUAGCAGCGGCCAUCCGAAGGUCGUGAAAGGCCUACGAGAUAUCAUCAACAAGCGGGUGCUCGAUGUCAAUAACUUGCAGGCUGACGUGGUCAACAACUAUAAAAUCCCGGAGCCUAAGUUACCCAACUACAACAUCCACAAUGUACAGCCUGAUUCCCUCUUUAAAGGCCACCGCUUCUGUGAAAAAGGUUGGUCCUACGAGGACCAGUUCUAUCACAAGGAUCUGUGGUUCUGGAAUCUCCAAUACUAUGACGAGCAGGCCGAAAAAGAGAUUAUCGGUGUCGCUAAAACCGACGACAAAGGUGUUCAAUAUAUGACCUACCCGGAUGGUAUCAGUGGACCAGAGAACGUCACAGUCCUUGCCGCCGAGGAGGCUGAGCCCCAGCAGUACGGGUUUGGGUGGACCGCUCGUCCAUUCCAUCCCAAGUAUGACGGCCACAAGGCCAUGAAAGAAUUCUUCAUCCGGAAAAUGAAAGAUGACAAGAUCCCUGGUGUGAAGACGGAGGCCACAUCACAACCUAAACCAUCAAUCCAGCAGAAGAAGGAAUGCUAUGGGCUAGGAAACAAGAAGUACAUUGGACGUGAUGUGGGAAAAGACAUCAUCGAGACGGAACUAUGCCCCAAGGCGGCUGGUGACGGAUCUGUCGAAGAAUCCUACAACAAGGGGACUAUGGAGGAGGUAACCCUCAGUGUCAAGGGUCCGAGCGGCUUCAAGCCAAGUAAAGAGGAUUGUAUCAAGGGCUUUCGCGACGAAAUCUUGGAUGGAUGCGACGGCAAUGAUCCUAAAAAUCCCGAAAACUACAAAGGCGGGGGUAAAGUAACCAUGGGUGAUGUAACGUACGAGAUGAUCCCAAGAGCAUUGCGUCAGCCUGCGGACAAGAGCAAGAAGGGGUUUUGCGAUUCCACUUACAAGUAUCUCUUCAACGAGUAUUGGAUGUGGGGCAACGGGUUUGCUAGUAGUGAUUACGGUAAGACCCUUAAAAGCCAGGUGGCUGAUUGCGCUCUUUUACCAAACACUUGGACCUUUGAGUACGGUCUAGGCGAUGACGGGCGUGAAUGGACAGCGCGGUUCAGGACUGGUAUCUUCCAAAAAGGAUGUGUGGGGAAUGCCGGCAAGGAAGCCGGCGGGCCUUCGGAUUUCAAUUGUAAUGGUUCAGGAUGA